AUGGCAAAGAUAUUUUUAAGAUAUUGCCCUAUUGUGACACAAGCAAAAGGGUGCACAUUACGCUAUUUAACAACUGGAAGAUCCAAUAAAUUUGAUGUCGAAAACUAUUCAACUAUUUCAACUAUUUUACAAAAUAUUUCAUUUGCCGCCACAACGCCGCAACGUCUCUACAGUAGUGGCAGCCCCAUUAGCAUUGUUGAUUAUGCUGCAGUAAAGAAAUUGGUGAACGAGUCAAAUAAAUUGCUCAUUGAUGUGCGUGAACCAAAGGAGUUACAAGAAACGGGACAGAUUCCAUCCAGCAUUAACAUUCCAUUGGGCAUUGUUAGCCAAGAGUUGGCAGCCAAAGACCAACUCUUCAAAUCGAAAUAUGCACGGAACAAGCCUCAGCCCGAUACAGAACUUGUUUUCCAUUGCAGAAGUGGAGUACGCAGCUUAAAGGCUGCAGAAGCUGCCGUUGCAAUGGGCUUUAAAAAUGUGAAGAACUACGAAGGAUCGUGGCUAGACUGGGCCGAGCACGAAGGACUGCCAAAGUAAAUACUCAAAACUCGAACAAUUAUAUAUAUUAGUUAACAUUGUUUUAAUUGAAUUCUAUUCAAGCUCAAUAAAAGCAAAUAAA
Drosophila hydei is the source of this 616-nucleotide messenger RNA. Its product is annotated as rhodanese domain-containing protein CG4456. The record is from RefSeq and is a predicted model, not a curated record. Gene Ontology annotation, cellular component: mitochondrion. The coding region runs from base 1 to 534 and encodes 177 amino acids. NCBI's taxonomy places the organism in Eukaryota, Metazoa, Arthropoda, Insecta, Diptera, Drosophilidae. The transcript has a single exon. Gene Ontology annotation, molecular function: thiosulfate-cyanide sulfurtransferase activity.